Iphiclides podalirius (scarce swallowtail) is the source of this 360-nucleotide messenger RNA. The record is from the annotation of a GenBank genome assembly. Lineage: Eukaryota; Metazoa; Arthropoda; Insecta; Lepidoptera; Papilionidae.
AUGACUCAGAAAAAGUGUUCUGUCGCGCACGGUUGUGACGCGCUAGUGGCGUUUGAUGCGCGCAGCGUGUUGCGCGCGCGUCGUUCGCUAGGGGGCGUUGAUCGGCCAACAAGAUUGGAGUGGUGGCCGGGUGCCUGCGCGUCGGCCGCUAGGGGGCGUUUGGCGACGGCCGACAAGAUUGAGGUGGUGGCCGGGCGCGGGUGGGGAAGGCGCGCGCGCGUGCGGCCCCUGCACGCGCUGGGCCGCGCGGCCGGCAUGCUGGCCUCGCAGCGCUCGCAGUCGUGCAACGAGGAGGGCGCGUUCUUCGGCGCGCGCGCACUCCGCCGGCCGCGCGGUAAGGGCAGCGGCAGCCCGCCCUGC